Messenger RNA from Trichomycterus rosablanca, 738 nucleotides. It is a transcript of the gene cd40lg, whose product is annotated as CD40 ligand. NCBI's taxonomy places the organism in Eukaryota, Metazoa, Chordata, Actinopteri, Siluriformes, Trichomycteridae. Bases 1 to 738 code for a protein of 245 amino acids. Gene Ontology annotation, cellular component: membrane. The transcript is spliced from 5 exons. Gene Ontology annotation, biological process: immune response. The record is from RefSeq and is a predicted model, not a curated record. Gene Ontology annotation, molecular function: tumor necrosis factor receptor binding.
AUGAUAAAUACCUACCAUAGCAGCUUCAAUCCUCCACCGGUACCUCCACCGGUACCUCCACCAGUACCUCCACGUUUAUCUCCACGGGCAAGCUACAGAGGAGAAUCUGUGCUAGGAACAAACACGCCGCUAGUCAAGUUUUUGUCUUGGAUGGUGCUUCUGCUUAUGUUAUUAACAGUUGGAGGCUUCUUUUACCUGUUUGCUAACUUAAACAAGUCACCACAGAAAAUAGCUGAUUACUAUAAGAUAAGUCCAGAAAAGCUCUCCCAAAGCAGAGUGGAUGUCUGGCCUAAAACAGAAUCAUCUAAUACACCACUGGCAAGAAUGAUUCCACGGUCUUCUGCUGAGGAUGGGAAGACCUUGCUGUGGAACGAACAACACUCAUUGAUACACAACAUCAGCUUCAGCAGCAAAUCAGGAGAAUUAACCAUCGACAAACCUGGAUACUAUUUCAUCCACUCUCAGGUCACCUUUUCCCUAAGACACCCAAAGGAACCACUCAGGCAGAUUGUAUGGACCCGAAAAAGCAAAAAUGAGAACCCAAAAGAAAAGGAGCAGGAGGAAUUAAUGGCUUCCUACUGCAAUUUAUCUCAGUGUGAUGCAGUCUGUUUGUGCACGGCCUCUCAGGCUGGGGUCUUCAGACUAGAGCAAGGUCAGAAGAUCUCAGUCAGUGUAACUGAUAUAAAGUUGGUGAACCUUGGCAAAACGAUAUUUGGAUUGUUCAAACUACAGGACUAA